This is a messenger RNA of Scatophagus argus, 2197 nucleotides long. Its product is annotated as leucine-rich repeat-containing protein 19-like. The record is from RefSeq and is a predicted model, not a curated record. Gene Ontology annotation, molecular function: signaling receptor activity; protein binding. Gene Ontology annotation, biological process: interleukin-8 production; positive regulation of non-canonical NF-kappaB signal transduction. The coding region runs from base 515 to 1561 and encodes 348 amino acids. NCBI's taxonomy places the organism in Eukaryota, Metazoa, Chordata, Actinopteri, Scatophagidae. Gene Ontology annotation, cellular component: plasma membrane. The transcript is spliced from 7 exons.
UCGCCCUGAUAGCCUCCUCUCUUCUGCACAGCAAACACGACAGGGUAACAGAGCUGAUUGAUUGUUUCACUGCUCAGGUUUGCUUUGCCUCAGUCAUUAGCAUAGGAAAAGAGACACGUGACACAGAUCCUGAACCACAUUCCAAACCAGGACAGAUAAGACCGAGGGAUAUCCAGAUAAGAUAUAUAUCUUAUAUCUUGAAGAGAUGUUAGACGGACUGGGCAUGUGUACAGUACACCUCUUUGCUAAUCCUUUUCAUUAUUUGCUGCUUUCAUUAUUAAAUGUUUAAAUCAGAGGUGAAAGGUCCAGCUGAAGCCUUAAAGAUACUUCUAACUAAGGUAAGAAGGAAAAGAACAAAUGAGGACUAACUCAUUUGUCAUAAAUGUUUAGCUAGCUGUAAGUCAGCCUUAAGGUUUUACAACAAGGAACAAAGGUCACAUGCUGUGCUGGCUGCAUCACAGUGACAGGUGAACUGAAACUGGUAGAAGUGCCUGUUGAAGUACCGGGCAGAAUAAUGAAAAGUUGCCAGCAACUUCCUCUACUGCUGUGGCUGGCUGCAGUGGUAGCAAUAAAUAUACUGGGAAGUAAUGUUGCAGGAGAAAAUCUGCAGGUAAAGAAACUGACCAAGCCUCUGCAAGUCAUUCCCUAUAAUGACAACAGUUCCAAUGUUACUAAACUGGUGAUCAAAGAGAGCCUGAUCACUCUGAAUGAAGCUGACAGACUAGCCCUGAGUAGUUAUCCCAGACUGGUAGAGCUCCACCUGGAUGGUAACCUGGUGACCAGCAUACCAGCCAACUAUUUUUCUGUGAUGCCACAGCUCAAAGUGCUGUCUCUGUCCAGGAACAAAAUCAGCAGUCUGGACCCAGAGUCUUUCUCUGGGUUAGAUUUCCUGACAGAGGUGGACCUGUCCCACAAUCUGCUGACAAGUCUCCACACACAGCUAUUCAGACGGCUAAAUAAGCUACAGGUGUGGAACCUGCAGGAAAACCCCUGGAAUUGUUCCUGUCCACUGCUGAACGAUACUGGGGACGUCGAAGCAGCAGGAGUCGGAGGACCAAAGACAGAGUGUGCUUCUCUAGAAAGUCAAGAUGGAAGGGAUCUUUUGCAGGCUGUGUGUGACCCAUCGCCAACACCCACCUUUGCUACAGAUCCACAAAAACCACCAACAGCAGUCAAUUUUCAGCAGGUCACUAUGCUGAAGACCACAAUGACAAGCCAGAACCUCAUCAACAAAGACCAGACACCUGUGCUGGGCAACACAUGGAAGUUCACAGUGUGCGUUGUAGCCUUGGCACUGUGCACCGCCAUGCUCAUCAUAUGUGGUAUCAAGGGGCCUUCCUGGUACAAGCUCUUCUACAACUACCGUCAUCGGCGACUACACCAGGAGGAUGCGGAGGAGGAGGAGGAGGAUGCUGUCUCAACAGUCUUCACAGAAACAAGGAGACACCGGAGUCAUCAGACAUUCACCUUUGAGCAGGAGAACGGGCGGACAGAGCAAGAGGAAGAGGAGGAGGAGGAGGAUGGCUAUUUUGAGGAUCCAUACAUAAAAAGGGAAGAGUGACACAGUAGAGAUGAGGCAUCAGCAGAACCACUGCUAGUGAACCAGUGAUGAGGAGGCAGUCAUCACAAAGGGAAAAUCUGUCACUGUACCCAUUGAGCAAAAGAAUAUUCCUUUAUAUAGGAUAUGCAUGGCCUUUGGUGGAUAAGAAAAAUAAAAUCAUUUAGCUUUUGUUUUCUAUGCACUGGUUAGUUUUAAGUUUGUUGAAAAGUUGGUAAACCAAUAAAUUAGGCUUUUUGUACAAUUUCUAUUUAUUUUAAAUUACUGUGGAACAUCAAAUCAGCACCAAAAAUAUGAAGUAAAGAUGUUUUAGCCCGAGAACUAUUUGAGCUCUUGCUUAACUUUUAUUAUUUCUGAUGUAGCCUUUGAGAAAUUGUGAAGAAUAUAAUUUGUUGCAUAUAAUUCUAUACCGGUCUCAAUAUCAUAUAGCCUUUUCCAGCAGUGGCGCUGGCGUUUCUUCUUUGUAACAAGGCUGAGGUAGCGCAAAAAGGAAAACAAUUUACAGCCACACUUUGACACCAAACACAGAGCUAAAUAUGCUAACCUUAGCCACCAAGAAGAGCAACAAGAAAACGAGGAAUUAAAUUAUAACCUGCGUUCUCAACAGAAUAUGUUCACAAAGGUUAGCAAAAAAAUGUU